ACAAUAUAAGUAUAGUAUUAUCUACUAUUCAAAUAGUAUGAAACAAUAUUUUUCUUCAAGUUGAAGAGUGUACAAAAUGGUACACUUGGAGUCCUAACGGUAAUCACGUGGUUAGUAAUAAAAAAAUGAAGUCCAACUUUUUCUCGUGUUGUACUUGUGCUGUACUAAAUUUGUCUAAAAAUAAAAUAAAAAUAUUCUCAAAAAGUAAAGUAAAAUAACAAUGAGAAAAGUUAAAUAUAAAAGAAAGUAAAAUAUAAAAUAAAAAUGAGAAUAAUACAGUGGAAAGUAAGUGUACAUUUUUUUGAAAGGAGGAAAGUAAUACUAAUAAUAUAAAGACAAGAGGUGGUAGUAGGAGUCUCAGUCAGUCAACUCAAAUUCUAAAAAUUGGGGUGAGAUAUGGAGAGGCAGCAUCCACCACCGCUGCCGCAUGCAAGCACCACCGCGCACGGCCGCGCACUCGAAAACCUGAAAUCGCUGGUCAUAAAAUGCGCCAUGGCCUCAGCUCCAGCUCAAUCGCUCUCCGUCCAACACAAUACCCUGAUCGAGAAGCGUAUUCAAGAAUUAAUUCCCACCAUUCACACACCUGAUCACCCCACUUAUCAAUGGAUGAUUGAGAAUGCAAUAAAGCAGUUGAAUGAGGAAAGGGGUUGGGACGAGGAGACAAUAUCUAAGUUUAUUUUGAAGGAACAUAAGGACUUGCCUUGGGCUCAUGCUACUUUUCUUAAGCACCAUUUGGAGAGGCUUUCUAAAAAUGGUAGCAUUACUAAGAGCCAUGAUGGGUGCUACUUCAUUGGCAGAGAAAGCAUCACAAGCGACCGCGUUUCUAAGCCCAGGCUGACGAUUACUUGUACAACCCCUAGCCCUAGCUCCAGCCCUAGCGCUAGCCCAAGCCCAAGCCCCUCCUCUAGCUCUAGUGACACCUCUGAUUCCAGCUGGAGUAUUGAACUGAAGAGGGGAAGAAAGAAGAAGAGGAAUUGUAGAAAAAAGAGACCUACAACUCAUCCCAGGGGUCGAGGACGUGCUUAUGCUCGUGGGCGGGGCAGGGGUCGGGGGAGGAGUGCUUGCAAUGAGGAUAUGAUGAAAGAUGCAUGUAUUGGCCAAGCGGCAGCUGGUGAUAUAUGCAUGGAUGUAGAAAUACUAAGUCUGCUGACAGAAGAUGAGGCAAGUGAUCAAAGUGUUGAAAGGAAAGAAGUUCCUCAAGCACAAGCAAAUCAAGAUAAUAUCCAUCAACAGCAAAGCAUGGUAGCUCCAAAUGAUGAGCAUAGAAUGCAGGAAGUGCAACAGAACAUGGGAGAUAGUUGCUCUACUCUUACGACCAAUCCUUCAUCACAUGGGAGAGAACUGACAAGUGAGCAGGAAGGGAGCAAAAAGGUUAGGCAACAGAGGAGAAGCAACAUCCAGUCAAGCCAGACUCGGAGGGGAAGGGGAAGACCGCGUAAGAGAGUUUUGCAGACGAGAGAAACUGCAAACAAUGUGAAUCUGCUGGGGGCAAACAUGAUGGAAGGAAACGAAGACAGCAUGGAUGAGCUCAUCGAUCAAGUAUAUUGUGAACUUACAAAACCAAUAGUAAUUGAUAGUGACACAGAUGAGGAAAACCAUCAAGUAGAAAUGAACCAAGAAGCAGAGUGUCAAGCAGUUGAGGUUUGGCCACAGCAACAGCAACAAAAUGUAACCGGUGAAGCAUGGAGGAAUACGCAGAUCAGUGAGCUUGGGAAUGACAAACUGAGGCCUCAAAUGCCAAAAAUUACACCUCCGACUAAAGAUAUGCUGAUGGAAGUAGCUGUAGAGAUCAUGAGACCAAUAGAGGCAGCCGAGAUAGGAGAUCUGUUGCUGCAAACUCAAACACAGACUGGGGAACCAAGUCUGUCAAGACAAGGCCAAAGCGAAAGGUAUGAUAUAUAUCAUGUUAAAACUCAUGGGCAUGAUGAAUGCCAAAUCACUGAUGAACAGAAGCUACAAGAGACUAAAUUUGCUAAGGAUCAAGGUAUUUGUAUCCAAGAGCAAAAUCAGCGUCGUAAACAAAGGCCAAGAGCUUCUAGAAACGAGUCCACUAACGUUGCAGAUGGAUCUAAAUCAUUCAAUGCUGGGUCUGCUCUUCGGAGGAGGAAGUAAGGGAGUGCUCUUGUGUGAAGCAUUACAGCAAUUGUUUUGAGGAUAUUUCACCUAGAAUAUGACCACUUUAGCCAAUGGAGACGAGUGCGAAGCGACGUUGCUUGUACUGUGUUAACUGGAAUCAUAUGAAGUUGAAGCUACUUAUACUUGGAUGAAUACCAAGGCAUUUUGGCUUGUAGAUGACUGUAUUAUCAGUGAUGAUGAUGUAUAUAUUUAGAGACUUCAAUAUGUUAUAUCCAGUUUAAUGUUAUAACAAAUUAACAAUGUGCAGUUACUGGAAUUUGUAUAUGGUAAUGAGGGCUUCUACUA
Molecule: messenger RNA, 2421 nt
Organism: Salvia miltiorrhiza (redroot sage)
Lineage: Eukaryota; Viridiplantae; Streptophyta; Magnoliopsida; Lamiales; Lamiaceae
Exons: 3
Coding region: 397-2112 (571 amino acids)
Biological process (GO): nucleosome assembly; negative regulation of DNA recombination; chromosome condensation
Cellular component (GO): nucleus; nucleosome; nucleolus
Molecular function (GO): double-stranded DNA binding; nucleosomal DNA binding
Source: RefSeq, a predicted model, not a curated record